GCGUUCGUCGAUCAUAGUGUGCGUGGAAAGUCGUGGGAAUAGGAAAUCGCGGCAGGUAGAGGAGCGUCCCACCGUUAGCUUUGUGAUUUUGUAACGACAAUGGAUCCGGAUUUUUAUGACGAGUUUGGAAAUUAUAUUGGGCCUGAAUUGGCGUCCGAUAGCGAAGAUGAAAACGACUAUGGGAAUGCCGGUGACGACACCGAGGACAGAGAUCGAUCGGAUGAUGAUUUGGAUGAAGAUAAAGAUGAGAAUAGAGAAAAUAUGGAUACGAACACAAUGGCAGUUGUGCUUCACGAAGACAAAAGGUAUUAUCCCAGUGCGUUGGAGGUUUAUGGACCCGAUGUGGAGACGUUGGUUCAAGAGGAAGAUGCUCAGCCUCUUGAUAAACCGUUAAUCGUACCAACGAGGAAAGCUAAGUUUCAAAUUAAACAGCAGCAGCUGCCGGAGACAACUUAUAGCAUCGAUUAUCUCGCCGAUUUGAUGGACUGUCCCGAUUUGAUACGCAAUGUUGUAUUAUUGGGACAUUUGCAUCAUGGUAAGACUACACUGGUAGAUUGUCUAAUUCGACAGACUCAUCCUUACAUGCACUCGGUUACGGACGAAAAGCCCUUGAGGUACACUGACACAUUGUUCACAGAACAACAGCGAGGUGUUUCUACCAAAGCUGUUCCAGUUACGCUUGUCUUACCUGACGUCAAGUCCAAAUCUUAUCUUCUAAAUGUUUUUGAUACGCCAGGGCACGUCAAUUUUUCUGACGAGGCUACCGCAGCGAUUCGUAUAUCGGACGGUGCGGUUUUAAUGGUCGACGCUGCGGAAGGUGUCAUGUUAAAUACGGAAAGACUGUUGAAACACGCCUUGCAGGAAAAGUUGGCAUUGACAGUCUGCAUCAAUAAAAUCGAUAGACUUGUACUGGAGCUAAAGUUACCCCCUCUCGAUGCCUACUAUAAAUUACGUCAUAUUAUCGAGGAAGUAAAUAGUUUGAUAGCCCUUCAUUCGGAUAUGGAGAAUCCUGCAUUUGUUUCGCCAGCUUGUGGCAAUGUUUGCUUCGCAAGUUCGGAAUAUAACGUUUGCUUCACGUUGAAGUCAUUUGCCGCACUUUAUGCCAAAGAUUAUCCAGGAUUAAAUGUAAACGAGUUUGCCAAAAGGUUAUGGGGAGACGUAUACUUCAAUUCUAAGACACGAAAGUUUACGAAAAAACCGCCUCACAAUACAGCUCAACGAAGCUUCAUCGAAUUUAUUUUGGAGCCACUGUAUAAAAUAUUUGCUCAAGUUGUUGGUGAUGUCGAUACUACUUUGCCCGAAGUAUUGGAUGAGCUUGGAAUUCAUUUAACAUCCGAGGAAAUGAAAAUGAAUAUCAGACCAUUGCUUAGAUUGGUGUGCACCAGAUUUUUGGGAGACAUGUGCGGAUUUGUUGAUAUGUGUGUUACUCACGUACCCAAUCCCAAGACCAAUGCUUUAACAAAAGUAUCGCACAUAUAUACAGGCCCAACGGAAUCUUCGUUAGCCCAAGAUAUGAUAGAUUGUAAUCCUGACGGUCGACUGAUGAUCCACAGCACAAAAAUGUACCCGACCGAGGACUGCACGUUGUUCGUCGUUCUCGGAAGAGUCAUGUCGGGGACGUUGAGCGCUGGUGAGAGGGUACGAGUUCUGGGCGAGGCAUACACACGUCAGGAUGAGGAGGACUCCCGGAUCUUGACUGCCGGCCGACUGUGGAUAAGCGAGGCUCGCUACAAUAUUGAGUUGAGCAUGGUACCAGCUGGCAAUUGGGUGCUAAUCGAGGGUAUCGACCGGUCGAUCGUCAAGACAAGCACGAUAACGGAUCUUACGGACUCGGAUGAUCUCCACAUCUUCCGGCCCCUGAAAUUUAACACCCAGAGCGUUAUCAAGAUCGCGGUAGAGCCCGUGAAUCCCUCGGAGCUGCCCAAGAUGCUGGACGGAUUGCGCAAAGUAAACAAGAGCUAUCCUCUACUGGGGACCAGGGUCGAGGAGAGUGGUGAACACGUUGUCCUGGGUACCGGGGAGCUUUACCUCGACUGCGCGAUGCACGAUCUGCGUCGCAUGUACUCGGAGAUAGACAUCAAAGUGGCCGACCCUGUGGUGGCAUUCGCGGAGACCGUGGUCGAGACGAGCUCCCUUAAGUGUUUCGCCGAGACCCCGAACAAGCGGAACAAGCUGACGAUGAUCGCCGAGCCCCUGGAGCGCGGUCUCGCGGAGGAUAUCGAGGCCGAGCAAGUGAAGAUUACUUGGAACAAGAAAAAGCUUGGCGAAUUUUUCCAACAAAAGUACGACUGGGAUCUUCUAGCCGCUCGAAGUAUUUGGGCUUUUGGACCGGAUGCAACUGGUCCGAACAUUUUGGUCGAUGAUACUUUGCCCUCGGAGGUAGAUAAAUCAUUGUUGAACAGCGCUCGUGAAGCCAUAAUUCAAGGCUUCCAGUGGGGAACUCGAGAGGGACCGCUGUGCGAGGAACCCAUUAGGAACGUCAAAUUCAAAAUUCUGGAUGCCGUUAUUGCUCAAGAACCCCUUCAUCGCGGUGGCGGACAAAUCAUUCCUACGGCGAGGCGAGUAGCCUAUUCGGCCUUCCUCAUGGCGACUCCACGUCUCAUGGAGCCCUACCUCUUCGUAGAGGUUCAAGCACCGGCUGACUGCGUCUCCGCCGUGUACACGGUGCUGGCCAAGCGUCGUGGUCACGUGACCCAGGACGCUCCAGUGCCAGGCAGUCCGCUCUACACCAUCAAGGCCUUCAUUCCAGCCAUCGACAGCUUCGGCUUCGAGACCGAUCUGAGAACACAUACCCAGGGUCAAGCCUUCUGCCUCUCGGUCUUCCAUCACUGGCAAAUUGUGCCUGGCGACCCUCUCGACAAGAGCAUCACCAUCAGGCCUCUCGAGCCCCAGCCGGCGACGCACUUGGCCCGGGAGUUCAUGCUCAAGACACGGAGAAGGAAAGGACUAUCGGAGGACGUGUCGAUCAACAAGUUCUUCGACGAUCCUAUGCUGCUCGAGCUCGCCCGCCAGGACGUACUUCUUAAUUAUCCGCUGUAAAAUCGGCUGUAAGGACACCGUCCUUAACUGGCCUUCCGCUCUACCAAUGAUGUCGGAACUUUCGUGAAUCCGGCACGCAAUUACGUCGGGAGCCACCCACUCUCCUCUCAUUACGACUGACAUCCGCGGCCCCAAUGACUUUCAUUUAAUGGUCUUAUUUUAUUCUGCAAUCUGCGAGUGGCGAGAGAAGAGCAAUUUCGAAGUGCGCGGACGAACGAUUAUUUCGUUCGACUUUUAGGAUCGUAGGUUACCUAUAUUAACAGUUGCAUCUCAAUCGAGGAAUCUCCGAGGCAUUCUGAUCGGUUAUCCCAGAUCGAUAUCAUGCAACGAGAUCCGAAGAUUUACAGCCUAAAACGAAAAGAUA
Molecule: messenger RNA, 3403 nt
Organism: Ceratosolen solmsi marchali
Lineage: Eukaryota; Metazoa; Arthropoda; Insecta; Hymenoptera; Agaonidae
Product: 116 kDa U5 small nuclear ribonucleoprotein component
Exons: 8
Coding region: 100-3039 (979 amino acids)
Biological process (GO): mRNA splicing, via spliceosome
Cellular component (GO): U2-type catalytic step 2 spliceosome; cytosol; U4/U6 x U5 tri-snRNP complex
Molecular function (GO): GTPase activity; U5 snRNA binding; GTP binding
Source: RefSeq, a predicted model, not a curated record